Doryrhamphus excisus (bluestripe pipefish) is the source of this 5596-nucleotide messenger RNA. It is a transcript of the gene zfyve9a, whose product is annotated as zinc finger, FYVE domain containing 9a. Gene Ontology annotation, molecular function: metal ion binding. Gene Ontology annotation, cellular component: early endosome membrane. Gene Ontology annotation, biological process: endosomal transport. The record is from RefSeq and is a predicted model, not a curated record. NCBI's taxonomy places the organism in Eukaryota, Metazoa, Chordata, Actinopteri, Syngnathiformes, Syngnathidae.
UAAGUUGAUUAGACUAACAUGGAGGCCGAUUCCUUAAUAACGCGUCAUAGUGCCCCCUUUUUCUGUUUUACACCUCCAAUGGAGCAACUAUCAUCACUAUUCCAGCGACUUUGACCAAAGGAAAGCAGAGGUGGGGUCCUUUCCCCGUGUGGGAUGGCGGUAAGGAUCCGCUCCUGCACCGAACACCACAGUUCUGCUGUGACUGGCCUGACGAGACUCUGCCCUGGGUUCCUUCUGGAGAGGCUCCCCCUCCUCCCGGUUGUCGCCGCAGUCAGACGUGGAAGGCGAUUAGUUAUGACGGGCGCCGACGAGGGGGCUCCUGCUCCUCUUGUGCGGGGCCGCGCGUAGACAUGAGGAUUCCGGUGGUGCGGAUGCCUGCCAGAGAGGCUUGCUGAGAGGAAAAAACGUGCUGACAACCAAGAUCGCCUGUGCUCGCCAAGGAGGACUUCUGUGCAGAAGCUGCGGGGCAAGCAAAUCCGCCGUGUAAGCGAAGGAUACAAAAGAAGAGGACGCAUAAAAAGGACAAGCCAUCUCAUGGGGAAACAUUUGCAUGAAGGACUUUGUCAUUGACGGCACACUUCCCUGUUUGAAGGUUCACACAGGCAGAUGUGAAGGUUCCUGAUCCAUGGAGAAUUACUUCCAGGCCGAGGCCUUCAACCUGGACAAGGUGCUGGAUGAGUUUGAGCAGAACGAAGAUGAGAGCGACUCCCCCCGUCUCACAGAUGCCAAGUGGACGCAGAUUCUGGCCCCACCAACUCACCUGCUCUCGCUGAACCCCGCCCUGGCCCAUGCAGACCUCAGCCCGAGGGAGAGUCCACUGUCCUUAAAGACCCUCCCCGACCCCCCCUCCAAUGCCGACCCCAAAAGACAUCCAGGUGGCGAACCUCCUUCGUGGUCAGCGGAGGAGCGGCCGGCUGAUGUGCACAGCCCACCGCUCCCCCAGCCCAAUAUCGGCAAGCUGGUGGGGGCGGACGACCUGUCGCCGCUGCCUGUGACGGACUGCGGUGCCUUGGAGAACGGGCACCCGUGCCCGGAUACUGUCCUCAAGCAGACCUGGCUGAGAUCUUCUGCCCAGGAAGUUGAUGCGCGUGCUGGAGAGCCUCAUGGGGAGGCCCCCACUGUGUCCCGCUUCACCUUUGAGGUGGGACAGGAACAGGAAGAAACUCUCUGUGGUGAGAAGGUCGAUCCACAAGGGGAAGCAGCUACACUCAAUGGUGUCCAAGCGGACGCGUUCACCGAUGCGUCGCAGGCAUCAAAGGUUGAGCAUGUGGAAGGAUGUUUCAACGGAGGAACAGACCAUCAGGAUGCCGAGGAGAUUGGAAGUCCUGGAAAAGUUCAAGCGUGGACGAAUAAGAUGAGUCAACUUCAGGGACAUUCCGAGCAGCUCUUCAGCCUUGCAAACAGCUUGGAGCCCGAGAAUGGGAGCAGGUUAAAUAUUCAGGGGACAGAGGAGGAGGAGGAGAGAUUGUCUCCUUCACCUGUCCCCUCCAAGGAAGACUCUGUGACCGAGGAGAAGGAGAUGGAGGAGAGCAAGCAGGAGAACGGUGACGGGUCAGCAUCAGGUGGUGUCCAACCAAAGCUGAACAACAGUUGUCUCCAGCCGGUCAGCGUGACGUACGGGGGAGCCCGACCCAAGCAGCCGGUCAGCCUCAAACUCCAGAUCCCUCAGCCUCUCGCAGGACAGGUCCAAAAUCAGCUGGGCCCAUCUGCCAGUAGCAAGAACAAGAACCUCGACAGUUGCAGAGGAACACCGUGUGAAACCACGCCAGAGGUAGCUCUGGUCAACGGGGACAAUGCAGUUCUUCCUCCCCCGCUGAUGUUGGCCUCGGAGAGUCCGGACAACGACCUCCAGGCCGGACAGCACGGCUCCCUCAACAGGAAACAGCCCAGCUCAUUGGGGGAGCUCGCCCCCAUUUGGGUACCCGACUCCCAGGCCCCUGUGUGCAUGAGAUGUGACAUCAAGUUCACCUUCACCAAAAGGAGGCACCACUGCAGGGCGUGUGGCAAGGUCUUUUGUGCGACCUGCUGCAGUCUGAAAUGCAAGCUGCCCUACAUGGAUAGGAAGGAGGCUCGCGUGUGCGUCACCUGCCAUUCGUCUCUAACCAGCGCUUUGACGUUGGAGUCGGAGGUCGCCGUCAGCAACCAGAGUCCCAACCCCAACAACCCAGCUGAGUACUGCUCCACCAUCCCCCCUAUGCAGCAGGCCCAGGCCUCAGGAGUUCUCAAUUCGCCUCCUCCCACCGUCAUGGUGCCUGUGGGGGUCCUCAAGCCGCCUGGCAACGAGGCAUCCAUGACACGGGAGCAGAGGAGAAUCUGGAUUUCUGAUGGCGUUCUGCCCAACGGGGACGCAGAAGAGUCCCCGAAACCUCCCGCCUCCACCCCCUCGCAGUCACAAGCCGUCUCGGCGUAUGCAAGCAAAAUCUCCAGAUCAGAGUUGGAAGAGGCCACUCCGGCUCCUGUGUGCCCGCUUGGAAGCCCCGUGGGCAGCGCCCUCAGCCUGAUCCCGGAGGACGGGCUUCCUCCCAUCCUCAUCUCCACCGGCGUCAAAGGAGGUACGGGAGGCCACAUCACAGCACUCACAAUGCUCCCGUUUGCUCCGCCCCCUCCACAUGCAGACUAUGCAGUGGAGGAGAGGCCAUCAGAGAUGGUCCUCAUGCAGCAGCUGGAAGAGGGAGGCCCGGACCCGCUGGUCUUUGUCCUCAACGCCAACCUGCUGGCCAUGGUCAAGCUUGUCAAUUACGUCAACAGGAAGUGCUGGUACGUGACGACAAAGGGCAUGCAUGCAGUCGGCCAGGCGGAGGUGGUGAUCCUUCUCCAGUGUCUACCUGAUGAGAAGACCUUCCCCAAAGACAUCUUCACCCACUUCGUGCACCUCUACCAGGAGGCGCUCAGCGGCAACGUGCUGAGCCACCUGAGCCACUCCUUCUUCACGCAGAGCUUCCUGGGCAGCAAGGAGCAUGGCGGCUUCCUCUACAUCAGCCCCUCCUUCCAGUCGCUGCAGGACCUGCUGCUUCCCAACCCGCCUUUCCUUUUUGGAGUCCUCAUCCAGAAGUGGGAGACUCCCUGGGCUAAGGUCUUCCCCAUUCGACUCAUGCUGCGGCUGGGCGCAGAGUACCGAUUUUAUCCAUGCCCGCUGUUCAGCGUCCGUUUCCGGAAGCCGCUUUUUGGAGAGACGGGUCACACCAUCAUGAAUCUACUAGCAGACUUCCGCAACUACCAGUACGCAUUGCCAGUGGUGAAAGGUUUAGUGGUGGACAUGGAGGUGAAGAAGACCAGCAUCAAGAUCCCCAGCAACCGUUACAAUGAGCUGAUGAAAGCCAUGAACAAGUCUAACGAGCACGUCCUGGCCAUGGGGGCGUGCUUCAACGAGAGGGCCGACUCCCACCUGGUGUGCGUGCAGAACGACGACGGCAACUACCAGACGCAGGCCAUCAGCAUCCAUCACCAGCCACGCAAAGUGACUGGCGCCUGUUUCUUCGUGUUCAGUGGGGCCCUGAAGGCCUCAUCGGGCUUUUUGGCCAAAACAAGCAUUGUAGAAGACGGCGUGAUGAUCCAGAUCACAGCCGAGACCAUGGACUCUCUGCGGCAAACACUGAGGGACAUGAAGGACUUCAGUAUCAUGUGCGGGAAAGCCGACCAGGAAGAGAACCGAGAGCUGGUGCACGUGCAGUGGACGGAAGACGACCACAACUUCAACAAAGGUGUCAUCAGCCCAAUCGACGGCAGAUCAAUGGAGUCCAUCACCAGCGUGAAGAUCUUCCAUGGCUCAGAGUUCAAAGCCAACGGCAAAGUCAUCCGCUGGACGGAAGUGUUCUUUCUUCACAGCGACGAUCAACCCAAUGGGCUGAGCGACCCGGCCGACCACAGCCGCCUGACGGAAAACGUGGCCAGAGCUUUCUGCACGGCGCUCUGCCCGCACCUCAAGCUGCUCAAGGAGGACGGCAUGGCCAAGCUGGGGCUGAGGGUCACGCUGGACUCGGACCAGGUGGGCUACCUGGCAGGAAGUAACGGACAGCCUCUGCUGCCUCAGUACUUGAGUGACCUGGACAGCGCUCUCAUCCCCAUCAUCCACGGCGGAGCGUGCCAACUGAGCGAGGGUCCUGUGGUGAUGGAGUUGGUCUUCUACAUCCUGGAGAUCAUCUCCUAGAAGCUGGUGACCAACCAGCAACAAGCACCUUCAUCAACCUCCACCCUUCCCCCUUUCAGCAGACAAAAGGUCAGGCCAGGUUUAUGAAUUUGGACGCGGAUCGGCUGCCAGGUUAGCCCGUCCAGAAGGAGCAACCAGGAGGAGCAACAAUCAUCAGCAUCUUUAAAACCUGCAGGAGGUUUUCAAACAUUUGCAUGAGGAGGUUCCAAAUAUGAGCGCAGUGCUGUCAGUGACCACCAGGUGGCAUCAUGUAGCUCCCCCCCAUGUAGUCACUAGUCUCCAAAGUGAAGCCUCCUUGUAGCAGGACAGAUCCUGAGCCUGAAUACCUCCGAGCAGCUUGGACUCCAGCUACUGAUGCACAGGUGCCCUUUCUUAUUUUGUAUUUUUGGUAUUUUCUUUUGCACCCGGUGCUCGGUGCCUGCGGCGGCAGCCCGUCAACACUUUUCUGUUUGAGUCCCGAAGCUUUACUCCUCGAUCACCAGAUACAUUGACUUGAGUGUUUGCGGAGACGGGGAAGCAUUCUGCAGCUUAGAGCCUCCAGAGAUUCCACAACAAUAACACACUUUGCACCAGGACUGCUAAUGACAGACAAAGGUUGCAAUGCUUUACUGGUCAUCGGGCCACAAAGAAGACACUAUAAGCAGCGAUACACACACACACACACACACACACACACACACACAGAGUGUGUAAGAACUGAAAUCAAAUGCAGAAUCAGUGCACUGGAUUCUAAGCCAUUUCCGGGAGUGUUUUUCCAGCGGGUUCAGUGUUGGUGAAGAUCCACAGUGAGUGUGUUUUUGCUUUUUUGGAUGGAGCCGAAGCUUGAAUGUAUUCCAUUGCACAUUUUGUCCAAAUCCCACAAAUCCUAACUUUUGCAAAAACGUCGCAGACGUACGUGUGGUGUGCGAUUAUGGAGCCGAGGACCUUUUUGGUGCUCAGGACUUUUAGCGACAUGGACCUGCAACACCUUGAAGAAUGUAUUCCUUCCCUUUUGUGUUAGGAUGCAAACAGCUCUGUACAGUCCUUUCUCAUUCAUGUCAAUUUUGUUUUCAUUCAAGCCAAACAAUCGUUACAAUCUCUGCAGACAAUCAGGUGCUUACUCAGAUCCGGUGUAGCAAACUUACACGCUAACAUGUCUGCUCAACGCCAAACGAGAGGGUCGAGGGUUACCGUUUGUGCACCAUCAUGUCUCCUAUCCAAACGACUUUUUUUUCCUCUUGAACCUUAUUGUCCACAAGGAAAACACUGCAUGUCAACACACUGCAUUUUUAUUAUAAUUAUUAUUAACAUCCUCUUAUUAUUCAGUUUUAUGUUCAAAAUACUUUUCUAUUCUUAAAAUCAGUUCAAAUGCCCAAAUCCUGUGUAUAUCCUUUGUGCUUCACAAUAAAAAUCUAAAAAAUAUAUUACCUACAGCAAAAAAGUAGUAGAGUAUAUGUGAAAUAAAUACAA